AGUGAUUUCUCUGCCCUCUGGCUCUGUCAGCCCUUGGAGAUGCGCAGACUACUUAUCAAAGCCUUGUAUUUCUUCAUCACAUGUACUUUUCAAAAUAUUUAAAGAAAAAAGACACGAAGAAAGUGCUGCUUAGUGUCUAUAGUUUCUCACAAAACGCAGCUUUUACCAAUUUUAUGUUAUCGUGUUUACCGAAUUGCAAGAACUCUGCGAUGUCUUACGUAGACAGUUCUGACGAGACGUUCGACUACCUCUUCAAAAUAGUCCUUAUCGGUGACGCAGGAGUAGGAAAAACAUGUGUAGUCCAACGAUUCAAGUCUGGAACAUUUUUAGAGAAACAGCAUAGCACGAUUGGAGUUGAUUUUACAAUGAAAACCCUAAAUAUUGAUGGCAAGAAAGUGAAGCUUCAAGUGUGGGAUACUGCUGGACAGGAACGAUUCCGUACAAUAACACAGAGCUACUACCGAAGUGCAAAUGGGGUCAUCAUCGCCUAUGACAUCACAAAGAAAGAGACAUUCUGCAAUGUACCUCGGUGGAUAGAAGAUGUCCAGAAAUAUGCUGGAGGCAGUGUUAUCUGUAUAUUGUUAGGCAAUAAGAAAGACUUGGAGCAUAUAAGAGAAGUAGACUAUGAAGAUGCCAAGGCUUUGGCCACCCAUCAUGCUAUGCUGGAAUGUAUAGAAGUCUCUGCUAAGGACUCCACCAACAUUGAUGAAACCUUUGGGAAACUGGGCCAGGAACUCAAACGUCGUCAUGGCGGAGAAUCCUCCCUAGCAACAGGGGAAACCAGUAAGCUUUCUCUCAACACAAGACGAGUAGAUGGAUGGAAUUGUUGUGGAUAGCAGCAUUGUACCUCUCUCCUUUUUUAGAUUAGAAAGAACACACUCCGUUGCCUAGUCCAAGGCACUUCUUUCUAAAUUUUUGUACAUUAAUUAA
This is a messenger RNA of Lytechinus variegatus (green sea urchin), 930 nucleotides long. Its product is annotated as ras-related protein Rab-43-like. NCBI's taxonomy places the organism in Eukaryota, Metazoa, Echinodermata, Echinoidea, Temnopleuroida, Toxopneustidae. Bases 81 to 836 code for a protein of 251 amino acids. Gene Ontology annotation, cellular component: trans-Golgi network. The transcript is spliced from 3 exons. The record is from RefSeq and is a predicted model, not a curated record. Gene Ontology annotation, molecular function: GTP binding; GTPase activity.